AUGGUCAACUCAAGAGCAAUCGCAGUUCAGCAUCGCAGCAUCUCAACUGCUUUGGCGGGGCACAAGCUUGGGACGCGACAUAUCUCCAGCUUUCCUAGCUUGUCAACAGCAUCCAGCUCCACGCUGUCCCCGUCCAAGGACUCUUCCACAUCCACACGUGCGGAAGCUGCAACAAAGACAGCUCCACGACCACGUGUCAUCUUCUCAGGAAUCCAGCCCACCGGUAUACCACAUCUAGGUAACUACCUCGGUGCACUGCGCAAUUGGGUUGACCUUCAAAAUGCAUCCUUCUCCACCUCGGACGAGCUCUACUUUAGCAUUGUCGGCUACCAUGCCAUCACUAUGCCGCAGCAGCCCGCUCGCUUGCGAUCCGAGCGAUCAGAGAUGAUGGCCACCCUACUUGCCAUCGGACUCGAUCCACAGAGAUGCACCAUCUUCCACCAGGACCAGGUGGCAGAGCAUACCGAGCUUGCCUGGAUCCUCAACUGCAUUACCGCGUUUGGCAAGCUCAACCGCAUGACGACCUGGAAGUCUAAGCUUGCUACCGCCAAAAACGUUGCCGAGGGGACAGAGGUGGAUGAAAAGGAUCUCAGCUUGGGGCUCUUUGCGUAUCCCGUGCUGCAGGCGGCUGACAUCUUGCUGUACAAAGCGACGCACGUUCCGGUGGGAGAAGAUCAGAUCCAGCAUCUGGAGCUGAGCAGAGAUUUGGCGGAUGUAUACAAUCGCAGGUUCAGCAAACGUUUCUUCCCGCUCCCACAGCACAUUAUCACGCCGACCAAACGGGUGCUUUCCCUGCGCGAUCCAGCGAGCAAGAUGUCCAAGAGCGCUCCCGACGUCAAUUCUAGGAUUUUGAUCACGGAUACACCCACACAGGUCGCAAGCAAGAUCAAAAAGGCGGUCACGGACGCAGAAAGGACACUUGCUUAUGAUACUGCAGCAAGACCUGGCGUGAGCAACUUGCUGUCGAUCCUCGCAGCGCUCAAGCCACCAUCAAGUUCAGACGGCGAUGUGCAAAACACUCCGCAGGAGUGGGCAGAACAACUCAACACCGAGAUCGCAGCAACGGGCGCUUCGUCAGGUCAACAUCUUAAAGCUUCACUUACCGAAGCGAUCGUAGAGACGCUGAGGCCGAUCCAGUCGGAACUGGAGAAGCUUCGACAGGAUCCGGAAUACCUACAGCAAAUGGAACAGCUAGGCAAAGAUAAGGCUCAGUCCGUGGCGAGAAGGACCAUGUCUCAAGUGCGCAAGAGCGUUGGCUUGAAUUAA
Molecule: messenger RNA, 1266 nt
Organism: Sporisorium graminicola
Lineage: Eukaryota; Fungi; Basidiomycota; Ustilaginomycetes; Ustilaginales; Ustilaginaceae
Exons: 1
Coding region: 1-1266 (421 amino acids)
Biological process (GO): mitochondrial tryptophanyl-tRNA aminoacylation
Cellular component (GO): mitochondrion; mitochondrial matrix
Molecular function (GO): ATP binding; tryptophan-tRNA ligase activity
Source: RefSeq, a predicted model, not a curated record